AUGAAUUUUGAAUUUGAGAGGGAGAUCGGUUUUAUCAACAGCCAGCCGUCCCUAGCAGAGUGCCUGACGUCCUUCCCAGCCGUCCUGGAGUCAUUUCAAACUUCAUCAAUCAAGGAGUCGACAGUAAUUCCGCCUCCCUUCGAGCACACCAUCCCCAGCCUCAGCCCCUGCACAGCCAGCCAGCCGAGACCGGCUGCUAGGAGCCAGCAGAACCGGAGGACCUCCGUCGCCAAUGGCCUCCAGACGCAUCACCGAGGCGCCCAGCAGCCCUGCCCGGCCGGCCAGCCACCUGCCCCGGCCGUGGCUGCCCCGGCCGGCCCGCUGGCCCACGAGUUCCCCUGGAUGAAGGAGAAGAAGUCCUCAAAGAAGUGCCCGAAGCCCGGAAGCGGCUUCAGCGGUGGCGGAUCCAUCAUCCCCACCGCCUCAUCCUCCCCGUCGCCGACCGCCUCCGGGUACACUUCGGCGGGCAUCGAGUCACCCACAGACCCGAGCCAGGCGGGUCUGGAUAAUGGAGGAGCCGGGUCCCGCCGGCUGCGAACCGCCUACACCAACACGCAGCUGCUGGAGCUGGAGAAGGAGUUCCACUUCAACAAAUACUUGUGCCGACCCCGGAGGGUGGAGAUCGCCGCACUCCUGGAUCUGACCGAGCGGCAGGUCAAAGUCUGGUUCCAGAACCGGCGGAUGAAACACAAGCGCCAGACGACUCACCACCGGGACGGCGGAGGCCACGAAUCCAGCGAGUUCGAGCCGCUCGAGGGCGCCGACGCCUCGUCCCCGUACUCGAGCCAGCCGCUGGAAGCGUCCGGCACCGGGGAGGCGGCGUCGGACAGCGAGGCCGGGAGCUGCAAUCCAUCUUCGGCCGCCUACGCGAAUGACAGCGGGGACAAUGCACAGCCCACGCCGGAGGAAGGAGGCCGACUGAGCCGCCCCGAACGCCCACCGCUGCCGGGGGCAUCUGGCUCCUCCGACGCGGCGGAUAUCCCGGGCUUGAUGCAGCUCGGCGAGGCCGGGCUCACGGCAGCAGAGGUAGCGGCGUCCGAGCCGUCGUUCUCCGAGCAGCGGGACUCCUCCGUCUCCUCGGCGGAGUCCUGCGCUCCCGCUGCCGCCUCCUCCUCGACCGCGCUGCCCGAUCUCACCUUCUUUGCCGGGGACACCUGCCUGUCGCCCAGCCUGCAGAGCUCCCUGGACAGCCCGGUGGAUUUCUCCGAGGAGGACUUUGACCUGUUCACGAGCACGCUGUGCACCAUAGACCUGCAGCACCUCAACUUCUGAGAAACACCAAACACACGCACACCAAGGAGC
Messenger RNA from Cyclopterus lumpus (lumpfish), 1302 nucleotides. RefSeq names its product homeobox B2a (gene hoxb2a). Gene Ontology annotation, biological process: regulation of DNA-templated transcription. The record is from RefSeq and is a predicted model, not a curated record. Lineage: Eukaryota; Metazoa; Chordata; Actinopteri; Perciformes; Cyclopteridae. Bases 1 to 1272 code for a protein of 423 amino acids. The transcript is spliced from 2 exons. Gene Ontology annotation, molecular function: DNA-binding transcription factor activity, RNA polymerase II-specific; DNA binding.